Molecule: messenger RNA, 1757 nt
Organism: Saccoglossus kowalevskii
Lineage: Eukaryota; Metazoa; Hemichordata; Enteropneusta; Harrimaniidae
Product: kelch domain-containing protein 2-like
Molecular function (GO): protein binding
Source: RefSeq, a predicted model, not a curated record
CGACAGCUUAGAGGGUCUCAUAAGAAAGGAGGCGCGCCAUUUUCAAGAUUCGUAUGUUUGCGGGGAACUCGAUUGUAACAUAACUUCGCUAUAAUUUUGAGCCGGCAUCAUGCAAUCAGACGAAACAUUUAAAGUGUAUGCAGUAAUGUCAGUGCAAGACACGCCGAAAGAAUUGUUCAGUAAAGAAGACUGCAGACAUUACCAUUGCCAUUUUCCUCUCCCAUUGCCAGAAUAUUUAGUAUGUUUUACAUUAGGGCAAUGGGAUAAAACUGGAAGUGAGUUACAUAUCAGAAUUGUGUUGGAUAGUGAAACAGAACCAGUUGAAAUUGGAAUCCUCACUCAGAAUAACAGAGCUGUAUGUUGGCAGGGAGAAUGGGACAGUGACUUUCAUAGGAAAAGCCUACAUAUGUUACAACAAGGGAGAAUGGCCAAACUACAAGUAAUAGCUGAAGAUGUCCCGUCCAUCACUGUAGAUAGUGGUUUAGAAUUGUCAAGAAAUGACAUGCUACAAGAUAUAUCAACAGCAAUGAAUAGUGCAGAUGAAAACCAGGAUAUUGAAGAGAGUUUUGUUACACCAAAAGUCAUGAAUGGAGACUCAAAAACAAAGUCUGCUAGAGGUAGCAACAAAAAAAAGAGAAAGCCAAGCUAUGAAGAAACAGAAAAUACUCCUUCUUUGAAUCCAGUAACAAAGAAAACUAAAAAUGCAACUAGGAGACUACAAGAAGAAUGGAAAAAUAGUCCAAAAAAAUCUCCAAGCGAACGAUGGGGUCAUUCCCUGUGUACAAUUAAUAGCAGUGAAGCGAUAUUAAUUGGAGGUCAGGGAACAAGACAGCAACUGAGUAAAGAUUCUAUUUGGCUACUCAAUACAGAGCAGAAAACAUGGAGAGUACCAACCAUCUUAAACAGUGAUAAUGCCAAGCCACAGUACAGAAUGGGUCACUCUACUACGUAUGAUCCAAUUGUCAAAUGUGUGUAUGUAUUUGGUGGAUCUAAGAACCUUAGAUGGUACAAUGAUAUUCAUGUACUGGAUGUAGAAACAUGGACAUGGUCAUUAGUCAAGACAAAUGGUAAAGCACCAACGAGAGCAUAUCACAGUACGACUUUAUUUGGUAGUGAGUUAUUUGUAUUUGGUGGUGUAUAUCCAAAUCCAGACCCACAGCCAGAUGGUUGCAGUAAUCAAGUACAUGUGUAUAACCCAGCAACGGAGAGUUGGUAUGAACCAAUUGUAAUGGGAGAAAAACCUCUUCCUAGAUCAGGGCACUCGGCGACUUUAGUGAAUGAUAAGCUAAUUAUCUUUGGUGGCUGGGAUGCACCUAUGUGUUAUAAUGAUCUACAUAUUCUGGAUCUUAGCAUGAUGGACUUUACAAAACCAGAAAUUAAAGGAACACCACCCUCUCCUAGAAGUUGGCAUGCUGCCGUUGGGUUGUCUAAUAAUCGGUUGUUAAUACAUGGUGGCUUUGAUGGUGACCAUGCUUUGGGAGAUUCAUUCAUAUUCCAUCUUGAUACAUGUAUAUGGACACAACUGAAGCAUUCCCUACCAAUAAGUGCACGGGCCGGACAUAGUAUGAUAUGUCUUGACAACCCAGACCAAAACAAGGACUUGACUUUUAAAAGGCAAAAAAUAUUAGUCUUUGGAGGAGGUGACAAUGAGGGAUCCUUCUUUAAUCAAACCACAGUCUUCAUGGUCUCUGAUCAACUUUGAACAUCUGCUUCUUGAAUUUAUGGUACAUGUAUCUGACUCACUCACUCACAACAAA